UUCGCAUUGACCUGUUCGGCCGAACUUGUCGAAUACAAAUUUCCAAGCUGCUGGAUUGAUCCAAAAUGGAGCUCCAUGCCGUAUUGAGAAUAGUUUCCUAUACACUCUUCGUCAUAAUCUCUACAGUUGGUAUUGCCUUCGUGGUGUUUGCGGGACUCUUGUACCGCUUCAACAGGAAAUAUGGACAUUUGCCUUGCCCAAGACCGUCAAGUUUCGUCACUGGUAAUUUGUCUCACGUUAACGCUAUUAGAAAGAAAUUAGAAUUUUCUCUGCUGGCACUCCUGUACCAAUGGUCGAGGGAACUUGGACCAGUCUAUUGUAUCCGAUUUAUCUUACGACCAUUGGUAAUAUGCUCCAGUCCUAAAACGGUGAAGGAGGUUUGCCUUGACAGCCGGCAUCUCAAACCUCAUCUUACCUAUGAUUUCUUCUACUCUGUCUUUGGCGAGAGAUUUAUGGGCAACGGACUGGUUUCACAAACUGAUCACGAGAAAUGGCAUAGUCGUCGAGCUUUGCUGAACCCCGCCUUUAAUCGCAAAUAUCUGAUGCAAAUGAUGGAUCUUUUCAACGACAGUGCGACACGUUUGCGUGAUCACCUAGUCCCCCUUGCUGACGGCAAAACUCUAAUUAGAAUGCUAGAUCAUUUCAACAAUGUCACCUUGGAUGUCAUUGCUAAGGUCGGAUUUAACAUGGAUACAAACGCAGUGGAGACGCCAGAUUGUCCAUUUCCAUCGGCCGUGUCACUCGCUCUUGAAGCGAUGGAUGUUAUAUUUAAAAACCCACUGAUCAUGGUGGAUGCUCGCAGCAAGGCUCGUGAUUAUCGCCGCUCGGUGCGCAGCGCCAUUAAACUGGUACGAAGAUAUGGCCAGGAAUGUAUUGAAAAGAGAAGAGAGGCAAAGAAGAGAGGCGAAGAGUUGCCGAAGGACAUCCUGACAUGUAUUCUGAAAUUGGAAGAUGAUCUUGGGAAUGGUCAGAAUAUUGAAAUUGCAGAACUGCUCGACGAGCUUGGAACGUUUUUUGUGGCAGGUCAAGAAACAACGAGCAAUCUUCUAGCAUUUACCAUACUUGAGCUCGGGAGACAUGAAGGAGUGGCUAAGAGGUUAAAAGAAGAUGUGGAUGAAGUCAUUGGGAAUAAACCAGUUAUUGAGUACUCAGACCUCCCCAAAUUGGAAUAUAUGUCUCGGGUCAUUAAAGAAACACUGCGCCUUAACCCUCCUGUUACUGGAACAAUGCGGGCUCUAGCUUGUGACGUCAAUAGUUGUGGUUAUGUCAUUCCAAAAGGAUCACCUACAGUUUUCAGUACUUAUCUGACAUCACGAAUGGAAGAAUAUUUUGAUGACCCUCUCCUCUUCAACCCCGAUAGAUUUAUUCCAAGUGAUGAACUUCCACGACACCUCUUUGCCUACUUUCCUUUCUCUAUUGGUCAACGCAAUUGUAUCGGACAGCAAUUAGCUCUGAUCGAAUCAAAAGUGAUCAUGGCAAAGCUGCUGCAAAGCUUCGAUUUUAGAUUGGAACAGUCCCAACGCCACAUCAUCCUGGCGAAUGUCUCCAACAAACCUUUGGACAGAUGUAUGACCUACAUCAGCCUCCGAGACUAAACUCGGCGUUUAGAUUUCUUUACGCAAUCUCCCAAACCUGGGAGCCGUUUCCUAUUAAAAAGGUGUUAGUAAGUUACGAGCGACUUCAAGAACCACUGGUGACCCUUCCUUGUGGUAAAUGAUGUACACCAAAAUGUUAAUUGGCGAUGGUUUACCGCUUGAGAAAGGAUCACCAAUCGUUCUUGAAGUCACUCUGAACUUGCGAACAGCUUAAUGAAACGGCUUCUUGGUGGGUGAUUCGUGAAGUUGUUCUUAAAGUUACACACUACUUGACGCACGACUGGAACAUGUUCUUAUAUAGAGACAAAGUUAUAUUGGUGCUAAGUCAGCUCUAUUAUCAUCUACCACAAGAAUGGGUCAGUAGUCAUUUGUAAAGUCAUCGUAACUUACGAACAUCUUUAUCGAACACUCGGCAGACACGUCUCAAAGCCAUCACUUAGAGAACUAUACAAGUAUUAUACUUGUAUCCCUUAGCCAUAUCUAAGGUAACGGAAAGAUUGAAGCACUAAGCAUAUUGCAGAGUAAAACCAUUUUCAUGCUCCCUAUUACAGACCGGAUGGCAAUGAAAAUCACAUAUCGUAAUUUGGGUUGUUUUUUUCUUAUUCUUUUUUUAAUACAAUGAAUUUUCAUAAAAGAAAUGAAGCACCUGAUGUAGACACUUAAAAAAAUGAUGAGGUUUUAAUUCAAUAUACUUCCGAAGCCUAGUCAUAAAUCCCUAAUUGAAUUUUUAAUGAUCAAUUUGAUAUGGCUACAUCCUUGCAAUAAAUAAUUUGGAAACUAUGGUGUCGUGGAUUAUUUUUCAUAUCAACACUCGAUUGCACUUAUUCCACUUGACACUGGAAUGACCUGUGUGUUGUGUUAUAAAUUCACGGAAUGGUCUCCAAAUUUGAAAUCAACUUGUAAUUAAAUCGAUAAACAUGCCUUUGUGGCUAUCAUUUGAGGCCAUAUCGUGAAAUAAACAGUGAUCCAGGUGUUGUUUCACAGACAGAGACGGCUUUGAUGGGAAGAAUUAUCAUUGGCUAUACCAGCAAUUGCAGGAGAUGAUAGCAAAUUUCCUCUUGACUAUUGGUUAGACUUACAAUGUGAUUUACAAUUCGAAUAUUUCAAACAAGGCUAUGGUAAUCAAUACAUAUCAUGUGCGCGCAUUUUACUUUGACUAUCGGGGUUUAUUUAAUUACUCUCUUAUUGUUUCUUAUUCAGAUUCGAAUGUUUUCAACCUGAUUGACUUCUUGAAUAUCAUGUAUUAAUUUCUCUUUCAUAAUUACUAAGAAUAUUGCCCCUCUAUAAUGAAUUCGAGUUCCCUUGCGCCAACAUAUCUGUGUGUUUUUAUUAUUGUUUAUACGCCUUUUCAGUUCAUGUAAAUACGGAACAUUUUGUAAUCGGAACAAGUUUCGUUUGGGCCAUCGACUCUGGUCAGUAAUAAUGGAACUUCAAUGACCAAUAUGGCAUAUUUUCUUUCCCUAAAUCAAACAAAUGAAUAAACAACUAUUUUUUUUCACUAUUCAUUCAAAUACAUCAUUAUUCUAUCGCAAUUCAAAUACUGUUCGAAAGAAAAUAAAUCCAACAUGU
Molecule: messenger RNA, 3164 nt
Organism: Lytechinus variegatus (green sea urchin)
Lineage: Eukaryota; Metazoa; Echinodermata; Echinoidea; Temnopleuroida; Toxopneustidae
Product: cholesterol 24-hydroxylase-like
Exons: 13
Coding region: 66-1595 (509 amino acids)
Biological process (GO): cholesterol catabolic process
Molecular function (GO): iron ion binding; heme binding; cholesterol 24-hydroxylase activity
Source: RefSeq, a predicted model, not a curated record